Lizanozyma spartinae is the source of this 663-nucleotide messenger RNA. It is a transcript of the gene YAF9, whose product is annotated as Yaf9p. The coding region runs from base 1 to 663 and encodes 220 amino acids. The record is from RefSeq and is a predicted model, not a curated record. Lineage: Eukaryota; Fungi; Ascomycota; Pichiomycetes; Serinales; Debaryomycetaceae. The transcript has a single exon. Gene Ontology annotation, biological process: regulation of DNA-templated transcription.
AUGAGUAAAAGAAUAAAGAACGUGAGCAUAUCUGUUCCCAUACUAUACGGGAACCACUCUGUGCGGCUAGAACCGGAAGAAAGAACCGAGCGAACCCCGGCAGACCAUACACAUAAAUGGACAGUAUUCUUUAAGCCAGUAUUGGAUAACAUUGAUUUGACACCAUUGAUUAAACGUGUCACCUUUAAAUUACACGAGACUUACGAGAACUCCGUCCGACUGUUGGAGAAACCACCGUAUCAGGUGACCGAGACCGGCUGGGGUGAGUUUGAAGUUAUCAUCAAGUUACAUUUCCAUCCCGGAGCGGAGUUAGGUAUAAAUGAAAAGAAUUUUCAAAUCUUCCAUGCUCUUAAACUUCACCCUUUCAAUCCUCUAAUCGAGCCUUUGCCCAAUGGAGAGGUUCAUCUGGUGCUUUACGAUGAACUUGUGUUCCAAGAACCUACCGAGAAGGUGUUUGAGAUCUUGACGCAGAAACCUUCUAAUCUCAUACCAUACAAGCUCAGCGAGAAGUCCAAACGAUUUCAAGAGUUUACGAGGAUGGACGAGAUUGACGAGUUGGCUCGUCUUGAUGUUUACAUAGCGAAGGUGAAGGAAGAAGUUGAGAAGGAGGGGAAUGAAUUUCAAGAGCUUGAACUGCAGAAAGCAGCCCUUCUUCAACAGUAA